AUGCAGAUCACCAUGCAAAGCAACAGCUCUGUAUCUGAGUUCAUCCUCCUUGGCUUCUCCAGUGAGUCACAGGUCAGAAUAGCCCUCUUUCUCUUCUUCCUUCUCCUCUACCUCGUCACCCUUCUGGGCAAUGGACUCAUUGUCACCCUGAUCUACCUGGACUCCCGUCUCCACACGCCCAUGUACUUCUUUCUCAGUGUCCUCUCCUUGGUGGACAUGAGCUAUGUCACCACCACUGUGCCCCAGAUGUUGGUUAAUAUGGUGUGGCCAAGGAGGACCAUCUCCUGGGGAGCUUGUGUGGCCCAGAUGUUCAUCUUCUUGGUGCUGGGCAUUGCUGAGUGUGUCCUCUAUGCCGUUAUGGCCUAUGACAGGUAUGUAGCCGUUUGCUUUCCUCUUCACUAUACCCUGCUCAUGAGCCGUCCUUGUUGUAUCAAGAUGGUCACAGUCUGUGGGUCCAUUAGCAUAGCCGGAUCCCUGGUCUACACCAUUUUCACCAUGCGUCUGCCUUACUGUGGUCCCUAUGAGAUUAACCACUUCUUCUGUGAAGUUCCUGCUGUCCUAAAGUUGGCCUGUGCAGACACGUCCCUCAAUGACCACUUGGACUUCGUCUUGGGUUUCCUUCUGCUUUUGGUCCCACUCUCCCUCAUCCUGGCCUCUUACAUCCGCAUCUUUGCCUCCAUCUUAAGAAUCCGCUCAUCUCAGGGGAGAUUCAAAUCCCUCUCCACAUGUGCUUCUCACAUCACCACGGUCAUCAUGUUCUAUGGACCAUGUAUGAUGAUGUACAUGAGACCCGGCUCCUGGUAUGACCCAGAGCGGGACAAGAAGCUGGCCCUGUUCUACAAUGUUGUCUCUGCCUUCCUCAACCCCAUCAUCUACAGUCUCAGGAACAAGGAUGUAAAGAGGGCCUUUCUGAAAGUAUUUACAGUCACGGGGACAGCUCAAUGA
Messenger RNA from Tupaia belangeri chinensis (Chinese tree shrew), 945 nucleotides. Its product is annotated as olfactory receptor 2A12. The coding region runs from base 1 to 945 and encodes 314 amino acids. The record is from RefSeq and is a predicted model, not a curated record. Gene Ontology annotation, biological process: G protein-coupled receptor signaling pathway. Gene Ontology annotation, molecular function: olfactory receptor activity; G protein-coupled receptor activity. Lineage: Eukaryota; Metazoa; Chordata; Mammalia; Scandentia; Tupaiidae. The transcript has a single exon. Gene Ontology annotation, cellular component: membrane.